Belonocnema kinseyi is the source of this 1524-nucleotide messenger RNA. It is a transcript of the gene Brms1, whose product is annotated as breast cancer metastasis-suppressor 1-like protein. The transcript is spliced from 3 exons. Bases 107 to 796 code for a protein of 229 amino acids. Gene Ontology annotation, molecular function: histone deacetylase binding. Gene Ontology annotation, cellular component: Sin3-type complex. Gene Ontology annotation, biological process: negative regulation of transcription by RNA polymerase II. Lineage: Eukaryota; Metazoa; Arthropoda; Insecta; Hymenoptera; Cynipidae. The record is from RefSeq and is a predicted model, not a curated record.
AUGGCCGCAUCUGGCCUCCUGCCAAAAGUUGGAGAAAUUUGUUUCUCUGUGUGAAAAUAAGACAUUUUUGCACUAUUAAAUAGCAGUAGGAUAAAUAUUCCAUAUCAUGCCGAGUAUGAAAGAUGAUUCGGAGCAAGAAGGAGAAGAAAUGUCUCAUGACAGCAAUGACAGCCAGAGCUCAGCAUCCUGCGACAGCAGUGCAGAACACACUGAUAGCGAUGAUUCUUCCGAAAUGGAUGAAGAUGAGUGCGAGAGGCGAAGAAUAGAUUGUAUGGAAAACUUGCAUGAUCUUGAAACUCAGUUUUCUCUCCUCAAAGAGCAACUUUACAGAGAACGAAUAACCCAAGUGGACACAAAGCUAAGUGAAGUUCGCGUCGGAAAAUCCGAAGAGUACCUCAUGCCUCUCGAAAGACUGAAAGAAAAUAUGAAAACAAAGCAGGAAGUUGCCGAAAUCCUGAGACAGUUUCGACUGCAGAACAUCAAGAACAAAUAUGAGGCAGAGGAGCAAGCGGCCUCGCAAAAUUUUAAGAGUGAAAAGGAGCUCAUCUGGGACACAAUUCAUGGUGAAUUGCAGGAGAAAAUUCGCCGACUCGAGGAGGAUCGAAACAAUGUCGAUAUUUCGGCUGACUUGUGGCAAAUUUCAAGUGGAAAGAGACGGAGAAAUCACACCGACCGAAGAAGAGCAGUUUCGGUUUCCGGACCUUUUAUAGUUUAUAUGCUCAAAGACGAGGAUAUUUUAGAGGACUGGGCACUCAUCAAAAAAAGUGUGAGCAGUCGAAAGACGGAAAUUCUUUAACAAUUCGAGGCCGAGAUUUGUUUUUUUUUUUGGCUUCAAUGAAAAGAGAACGAUUGAUAACGGAAUAUUGAAAGUGCUUCUUUAAAGUGACUUUUGCAAUGACCUAUAAACAUUUUUGGUGUAAUAUAAUAGGUAAAAAGAAGAUACUAUUUUCAGUAAAAAUCGGACAUUCACGACGGGUUCGUAAAUUAAAGUUAACAGAGUGUCCUCUAAAAUGUGUAUAAUUAGAAUUAUGAAAUAUUUAAGUACUUGAUUUUCUUCUGGUAAGUUCUGAUAUUACCGACGCGACGACGGGCUCGACUGCUUGUCGAUGGAAAAUUUAAUACUAGGUUGUGACUGAUAAAAUGCCGGUAGAAAAUUCGGGUAAAGCAGAAUUCGGAAGUGUCGGUAUUAUCAUGAAAGCUCAGGAAAAGCGAUGAAAAUUUAAAUUUAAAUAACCCAACAAGAGUGAAAAUUAUGAUGAGCAAUAAUAAGGUGACUGAAUCCACUUCAAAUCAUGCAGGUUGGCGAGUCAUGUGUUCAGGAUUGCCGGGAAAAGUAAGGAGACACGUAAUUUUUUUGUUUUAAUUGGUACAGCGAAAUUUUUACAUUUCUUACGAUUAUAUUUUAAUUUUAUGGAUAAUAUGAGGUUUUUGCCAAUUCUACUUUAAAAACUGUGCCUCUUUUUUUAGAUUUUAUGGGUUUUAUUGUUCCAGUUGAUCUAGCUGUUUGCACUCUUUUAAAAUUCA